GUUCUACAAAAUUUUGCUAGGUCUGAACUAGCAAUACAAGGCGGCUGUACCAGAAGAUUCUUUGCAACAUCCUCUUAUAAAAGCAAUUGCUAUGAAUUAAGGACCUAUGCUGUUUUGCCAAAUGCAUUUCCUGACUUUGUAAAGCUUACCAAUGAGAUGCUGCAUCUUCGCCUUGCUCAUUCAAAACUCAUUGGGUAUUGGUUGGCUGAUCUUGGUGCCUUGAAUCAGGCAGUUCAUAUCUGGGAAUACGAUAGUUACACUCAUCGCAAGGAAGUACGGGCUAAUUUAGCUGCUGAUCAGACCUGGUUGAGUACUUACCUAAUGAAGAUGUUAAAAAUGUUGGCAUGGCAGGACAAUGCAACUAUGAACCAAGUGCCUUGGUGCUCUAUAGAAUCACAACCAUUUAAAGAAGCAGGUGUUUAUGAACUGAAAGAAAUGUUAAUGAAGCCAGGUGGACCCCAGGUGUGGGGUGAUGCUAUGAAACGGUCAGUAUUAACACAAGCCGAAGCACAUAGUAAACACAAGUAUGGCAAGCUUAUGGGAGCUUGGAGUGGAGACUUUGGCCAAAGCUCUUCAUUUUAUCAAUUGUGGAACUAUGAAAGUCUUGAUCAUCGCCUGAAGCAGAAAGCAGAAAUUGAAAGCCUACCUGAAGUCAGAGAAACAGGUGCAGCAGUUGAGAGGUUUAUGACAGAGCAUGUAACGUCAAAAGCACUUCUUCCAAUGCCGUUUUCUCCUUUAAAGUGAACAUCUUAAUAAAGAUAUACUGCCAGCCAAGAUGACAGUGAGCCUUAUAAUUUCAUAACUAAACUUUAAGUAGGUCAUUAAAAUUAUUCACAUAUGUUAUACAUUCAAGAAAACCAGAUCGGGUGAGAAAUCAGUACCUGUUUCGUCAUCUUUCGUAAGUUGUUUACGUCACGUAAAUACAGUAGCCCAUCUAUUCUGUACCGCAGUGCUUAUGUCUAAGAAAAAUCGCGGCAGGCCGUAAAAGAACCAGUCAUUAAGUUCAAAACAGCAAUAAAUAGCAUGUUUUAGAAAUCGAUCAGGUAAAAAUAAAGAUACACCUCGGUACAAGCCAUUGUAUAAGCUCAGCCUAAUCAUACUGGGCUAGCCUAGCCCUACAGUCAUAGGCUAGACCUAGGUUCAGGUUUAGUUUAGUUAGCUAGGGCCUACCCUCUCUCUCUCUCUCGAAUCCGGGUCGGAUCAAUAUGGCUCUUCUUCCGCAAUGCCAUAGUGCAUUAAGUUUAGGGCUAAGCCAGCUCCACCAAUCAAUACUUUGAAUUUACGUAAGUACGCAACUCAAUAUGCAUGCAUCCUCCUAUUUUAUUCAGGAGAAACAUUUCUCAUGCCAAAAUAGGCUAAGCUUACUGUAUAUAUGCUGUAUUUGCAUGUACAAGAGGGUAACCCUAUCAAUACAACAGGCCCGAAUCCAGUAGGGGAGAGGGAGCGCACAUGGAAGGGGGGUGGGGGGAAUAUGUCCCGUUUUGCCACAAUUUUUUAAAUUUCAGUGCAAUGUUAUGUGCUACUCGCUUAUUUAUUUUAAAACUGUUCUGCCCACCCCCCUCCCCCACCCCCUUUGAUAAAUUCUUGAUCAAACUGCACAACAAUUCCACACAAGGACUAUUCAGCAGAGACACUCAAAACAUUAAAGACAAAGACAUCCUUUAGAAAAUAAAUGACAUGGUAACCAUAACAUCGAUUGC
Molecule: messenger RNA, 1700 nt
Organism: Anneissia japonica
Lineage: Eukaryota; Metazoa; Echinodermata; Crinoidea; Comatulida; Comatulidae
Product: protein NipSnap homolog 3A-like
Exons: 5
Cellular component (GO): mitochondrion
Source: RefSeq, a predicted model, not a curated record